Bactrocera neohumeralis is the source of this 5876-nucleotide messenger RNA. RefSeq names its product protein phosphatase Slingshot (gene ssh). Bases 88 to 4704 code for a protein of 1538 amino acids. Gene Ontology annotation, cellular component: cytoplasm. Gene Ontology annotation, molecular function: protein tyrosine/serine/threonine phosphatase activity; actin binding. The transcript has 8 exons. NCBI's taxonomy places the organism in Eukaryota, Metazoa, Arthropoda, Insecta, Diptera, Tephritidae. The record is from RefSeq and is a predicted model, not a curated record. Gene Ontology annotation, biological process: protein dephosphorylation; negative regulation of actin filament polymerization; actin cytoskeleton organization.
UGUAUAUUUGUAGUCAGCCGUAAUUAUUGCAAUUGUCGUGCGUUGUGCAAAUAGUUAUAGUGAUCAUAAGUAUUUAAAAAUGAAUUUAUGAAAAGUUCUACUGGCGAAAAACGUAGGAAACUCCGCCAAAUGAGCAUGGCAUUGGUGACCGUGCAGCGUUCGCCGAGUGUUACUGGUUCGCCGCCACAAUGUGGCUCGGAAGGAGAAACUGAGGAUGAUGAAGGCAAUAGAUCUGAAAAGAGCGAAUGCUUCUUUGCCGUUAAGGACACUGUUUUGGGACUUGCUCUUAAAGAUGUUCCAGCAAAAACUAAUGAACGUCGCGCAAGUACAGAUUCGGCGAAAUCUACUAAUAGCACACAAAGUAAUAAUUCUGAUAUUCAACAACACUUACAAUCAAUGAUUGAUCUACUUUACCCAGAGGAAACCUUGAAGAUGGCUGUUAAAUUAGAGUCCCAACGACCGAAUCGCACAAGGUAUUUAGUGAUUGUAUCACGUUGUUGCUACCGCCCCACAACCACCGAUCGAAAAAAUAAAAUUAUGCGACAUAAUUCGACAAAAGCGAACAAUGCCAUAGCAUCGGCAAAUAUCGUUACUAUGCGUCAAUCGUCAGCGGAUAGUAUUAAACGAACGCCACAACAGCAGCAGUCACAAACGGAGUCAAGUAGUGGCGGUGAGGAGUCAACGGAUGCUCAAGACAAAAAUUACACCAGCGGAUCUCAAUCUGCGAAAGCAACUCAACGGCAGACCAUAAAAAGUGAUACAGAGAAAAUCAGUGCCUCAGGCGAUAGUAAAAUUUGCGAGGAUGGUGUCGAAGAAUCCUGUCUACUGGGCAUUGACUGUAACGAACGUACCACAAUUGGACUUGUAUUGCCUAUACUUGCCGAUACGACAAUACAUCUUGAUGGUGAUGGUGGUUUUAGCGUUUCAGUUUAUGGUAAAACCCAUAUUUUUAAGCCUGUUUCUGUGCAAGCCAUGUGGUCUGCAUUACAAACAUUACAUAAAGUAUCGCAAAAGGCUCGUGAGAAUAAUUUCUAUCCGCGUGGACCAUCGCACGAUUGGACAUCAUUUUAUGAUAGCCAUAUCGAAUCUGAACAGUCUUGCCUGAAUGAGUGGAAUGCUAUGGACUCAAUCGAAAGCCGACGUCCCCCUUCGCCAGAUGCCAUAAGAAACAAACCAACAGCAAAGGAGGAAACGGAAAGUGUUAUAAAAAUGAAGUUGAAGGAAAUAAUGAUGUCAGUGGAUUUAGAUGAGGUUACCUCAAAAUAUAUACGUGGUCGACUUGAAGAACUACUUGAUAUGGACUUAGGCGAAUUCAAGUCAUUCAUUGAUGCGGAAAUGUUAACCAUCUUAGGUCAAAUGGAUGCGCCAACAGAAAUUUUCGAUCAUGUCUAUCUUGGUUCGGAAUGGAAUGCCAGCAACUUGGAGGAGUUGCAAAAAAAUGGUAUACGCCAUAUACUUAAUGUAACUCGCGAGAUCGACAAUUUCUUCCCGGGUGUAUUUGAUUACUUUAAUGUAAGAGUAUAUGAUGAUGAAAAAACGAAUUUGUUGAAACACUGGGACAACACAUUUCGUUACAUAACUCGUGCCAAGUCGGAAGGCUCCAAAGUACUGGUACACUGUAAAAUGGGUGUCAGCCGAUCGGCAUCAGUGGUAAUCGCUUACGCCAUGAAGGCAUACAACUGGGAAUUUAAACAUGCACUGCAACACGUUAAAGAACGCCGUAGCUGCAUAAAGCCGAAUAAGAAUUUCCUCAAUCAAUUGGAAACUUACCGCGGCAUGUUGGAUGCAAUGAAGAAUAAAGAAAAACUGCAGCGCAGUAAAAGUGAGACGAAUUUGAAAAGCACAAAAGACGCGCGUCUUCUGCCUGGCAGUGAGCCCACACCACUCAUACAGGCCCUAAAUCAAUCCAAAUCGAAGUCAACCGGCGGUCAUGAUGAUGUAAGCUGUGGUGAUAACGUUGUGGCUUGUACCGAUGGGAACAUUUUGAGUGGCAAAAGUGUUGGACGAUCAAAAGUUUCAGCCGCCAUUAAUAGUGGCGGCACAAAUGAAGCCAAGCAACGUCGCCUGGUGCGUCGGUCCAGUAGCACAUCACCGCAGGCGGUGCCACACGUGCCACAUAUGACAGUAGUAAUUAAACAGCAGAGUCAAUCGUUGGAAAAUCUAACGCCGGAACGAAGUGUAGCAGAGGAGCCGAAGAAUAUGCGUUUUCCCGGAAGUAAUGGCGAAAAUUAUAGUGUUACGCAAAAUCAAGUACGCCACAUACAAAAGAAUGUACAACCGCCGCCACCUCCACCGCCGCCGCCUCCUUCAACCAUUUCCCAACAUCAGUUACAACAAAAGAAACAGAAACAACAAAUAGCAUCUGUACGUACUCGUGUACAGGAUCUCGAAACACAUACAAAUACACGUAAGACGGCCGACGAUCGUAGAUCUCUUAACUUGCAAUUCGGUCGCUCGGUUUCGCACGAUACUGGCACAACAGUAACACGUAUGGAAAUGUUACCUUGUUAUGGCGGCGACGCCACAGUGCAAACUGAGCACAGCCCCGUUUGGACAUCGUCUGCAAAACUCAUAACACAGACAUCCAACCUGAAAUCUGCUGCCGAAAUUGGAGGUGGCGACGAGGCACUUGUUCAGAAUAGAUCAAGUAUGUGUUCCGACACCACAAAUGUAAGUGAUGAUAUUGCAAAUAAUGUAAUGGAUGCAUCUCCCACUGAGCCUACAAAAGAGGAGCAAUUCAAAUUGGACGGCAGACGUCAUAGCCGCAAAACUCAGUCCUGGACUGCAAUCAGUGGUACAAGUGACUUGAGUGGUGGCAGCAGAACCGGUGGUAUUGUUUUAGAUCGUCUCAACGUUCUGGGUGCAGGUACGAGUGCCAGCAGUUGUGCUAACAGCAAAUUGGGCUCUAAUAGCAGUAUUGAUUCGAUCUCAUCGAGCGUCGCAUCUUCGACGACUACCACAUUAGAGGAGCGAGUGAUAACUCGAACCCAUAGGCAUCGGGAUUUGCCCUCACGACAUGCCUCUUGGGGUUCAGGAGAUACGAGAAGCGCUGUACCAGUACGAAAUAGUUCCUGGUCAGCAUAUGACAGCAAUCGCAACUCCUGCCAAUAUGGCGGCGGGGCAAUACUCGAAGGGCAAAUACAUGAACUUAACAUCAAUAAGAGCAAUAAGACUGCCACACAAAUUUACCAGAGUGGAUCGAUGCAAUAUCAGCAUCAACACCAUGUGGGAACGGUGAAGCGCACUAAACAGAAAUUGGAACAAUGCGGUAGCACUGGCAACAAUCAUACGCUAAAGAAAUUGUGUUCAGAAAAUGGUGAGCGUUCGUCUGAUGAAACCACAGUAGCCAACAGUGCAAAGCGCAUCGCCAAAGGUGCAAUUAAUUUGUUUCGAAGUGCUUCAGCUGCCGGUUCGACACGCACCCGUUGUCCUCCAUAUCGCUGCAACAGCGUCGAAAUUGUACCCGGGGUUACAAGUACUUCAACUGGCGGUAGCAAUGCCGGUGCGGACGUAUUAGCAUGCCAGAUGGUUAUGCGUCGAAGUGACGGCAGCCGGCCGCUCCACAAUGACUUAUUUUCAGCUUCCUCUGCUCCCGAAUCGUACACAAUAUCCGAUAUAGAGAAUAAAAAUAUGUUACCACCUGAAUCUGACACAGUCACAACUCUAAUAUCCGGCGUAGACGAAGAUGAGGAGAUCGUAUUAAUGCGAGGAAAUGUUGGCAGUGGUGCUAACAUCACUGAUCAACGUAUCUCCGGUACUGUGCAAAUACUCAAAAAAAGUUUUGAGGCCAAAGCGGGCAGUGGUAAUAGUGGCAGCGGUGCCACUAGUGGAAAUGUAUUACAAAUACAAACAGCAGUCUUGCCUGCGAAGAAAGGUCAUCACUCAUUGCCUUCUUCACCAGUGGCGCAGCAUGCGGAUCCACAUCAUUCCCGCCAACACAAUCCGCAAAUUGCAUUGACUGCAGACGUUACAACAACAGCUUCUACAACGCACAGUCUCACCGCAGCACCACUCUGUGAGACUGAAACAGCUCCUGAAAUGGUUGAUACGACAUCAAGCACUAUAAACGCAAUAACGCAGUCUAUAUUUACGCCCGUCUCUACUGCAUCCACGACAAUGUCAGUAGCAUCGUCGUCUUCGUCUACAUCGUCGACAUCAUCGAGCAUGUCUGAUCCAUAUGUUGACCGCAACGUUAAGGUGCUGGUGCAUAAAUACCAAACGCCAACUCCGAUCAUGCCCACAAGCAAACAAGAUUGCGUUGUGGGCUCUAACCCAAUAUCUUCAAAUAUGUCCUUCUCAUCUCCUUCAUCCUCCUCCUCAUGUUCAGUACCAACAACACUAGCGUCGAUUGCUAGUUCCACCAGUCAUUCGAAACCCCGCCGUCAUUCCUAUUAUGAAAGUGGUGGUCAUGCGUCGCACAAAUCUAUAUCGAUGGGUAGUAGUAGAACUGGCGGCGCUAUUGGCGGUCGUUUGUCACACCACGAGUAUAGUGAUGGCAGGCCGCCUCCUGCACCAGCUAAGACCACUCAAUCAUCGCAUGGCAACAAUUCUCAGCCACCUUUGGGAGACAAUGCCCAACAGCAACCACAACUACAGCAGCAACAACAUCAGCGUCGUUUACAACAGCAUGGCCGCACGCAUCCACUCAGCCGGCUAACGUUACCAAAACAGAGCUUCAAUACAGCCGCUUACAAUACCAUGUAAAUUAUAUCAGCGAUGUCGCACCGUCCCCUUAACCAAAAUCUGUGUUUGGUGUACUCAUUUGUAUAAUGUUGUAACAGCACUUCUUCACAACCACGCCCCGAAAAGCGAAAAACUCAUACACACGCAUCAUUUCAGUGCACUGUUGAACCGCCCUGAUAUUUUUUUAUAAUGUUAGUGAGUGUUUAAGAUCUGUGUAAAAUUUAUAUGCUCACUUAACCACCAGUUAUUCUUUAUCAGCUUCGUUUCCCGCGCAACCGCUUCUUUGCAUUUCUAAGCAUUUUCUAACCAAUCCCUAAACUAUAUAAGUAUUUUUCUAAGGGGGAAAAAGUUUGUUGCUGCUUGCAUUUCUAAAAUAUUUGUUUAUUUUGAUAUUGUCCACUGCCAGCGCGACAAAAAAUUGUCUUCCGACUACGCUUCAUUAAUCAGCUUUAAUCGACAUGCAAAUAAACUCAAUCACAAAAAUGGAAUUUAAGUUCAAGUGCACUUCAGUCGUCAUAGCCAAGAAAUAUCAAAGAUGAUAAUUUUAAUAAUUAGUAUUCUAAAUAUUUUGCAUUUCUUCGCCGCAACUUAAUUUUUUUUUCAGUGAACUUUUUUUUUUACAUAGCGUUUUCUACGUGUGUGUGUGUGAGUAUUUCACGCUAUUUUACAUUAUAUUUCGCCCUCACAAUAUCACUAAGCACGCUAAUUUCUUUCCGUAGUUCACAGCUUGUUCUUUAAACUUUUAUUAUAACUUAAAAUUGUUAGCGAUGCAAUGUACUGAUAUACAUAGUUAUAUAUACAUAUAUUCAUUGCUAAUUUCUAUUUUUAUUCAUAUCCAAUCUCUCAUGCCAUUAUCUUUUCCAUGUACCGACUUAUUUGUAUUAUUAUUAUAUUCUGAUUUUAACAAAAUCAUUAUUAUUUAUAAACAUAAAGAUCGCAUUAGAAAACGUAAGGAGCAGUUUUUAUGUAUGUACUACUACGUAGCGCUUUUUACCAUUGCCGUACUGUAUUUGUAUUUUAAUUAUAAGCAUUUGCAACAAAUUCGGCACGACUCACCAAUAAAACCAUAAAAUAUAUAUUUAUCCUACACAUACACAGGAACAACUCCAACUACCACAAUACCGCAAUCAUAUUAUAUUUUGAAAACAGCACAUUGCAAAAAAAUGCAUAUUUAAAUUUUUAACGAAACAAAA